This is a messenger RNA of Sungouiella intermedia, 486 nucleotides long. Lineage: Eukaryota; Fungi; Ascomycota; Pichiomycetes; Serinales; Metschnikowiaceae. The record is from the annotation of a GenBank genome assembly.
AUGACAUCUCCUGGCCCUGACCAGGAGGUCGAGCCGAAGCCAAAGUCUAGUCUUCAAAAAGAUGAAAAUCAUCUACUUCGACAGGAACAGAUCCAAUUGUACAAGUCGACAGUGCUGAAGGAAGAACGAGAGAGAAGGAUGAAAAUACGACAUGGAAAGUUUGACGAAUCACCCAAGAAGAAGAAGAGAGUGAGUUUCGAGUUGAGCAAGGAGUCGAUAGAGAAAACGACGCCAGAAAAUAGUGAUAGGCGAUGUAACGAAGAGGAGAGUCGAAAUAGAGACAAAGUGGACAGAGAUAAUAUCAAGGACAAAGGUGAUGGGAAACGUCACACCAAUACAAACUAUAACAAGGAUAAUAAUGGAAGCGGUGAGGUUGGAAGGAACGAAACAUUUGAAGUCACAAGUGAAACGGAUUCUUACAAUGAAAAUGACAGCGAUUUGGUACUAAUAUCAUUCAAACAGUCAAAGAGAACUUCUAUCAAAUAG